Dreissena polymorpha is the source of this 2760-nucleotide messenger RNA. Its product is annotated as amiloride-sensitive sodium channel subunit beta-like. Gene Ontology annotation, biological process: sodium ion transmembrane transport. Gene Ontology annotation, molecular function: ligand-gated sodium channel activity. Gene Ontology annotation, cellular component: membrane. Lineage: Eukaryota; Metazoa; Mollusca; Bivalvia; Myida; Dreissenidae. Bases 1 to 2217 code for a protein of 738 amino acids. The transcript is spliced from 14 exons. The record is from RefSeq and is a predicted model, not a curated record.
AUGGAGAACAAGGAACUUGGUGUGAAGUCAUUCAAUGUUGUAAACAUGAUGGAUGGGGCGGUUUUAUGGAAUCCUUUUCAGGUUCAGAUGAAAUGUUUAAUGAAUGAAAUCCGUAUGAUCAAUUACGAAACCAAUCCUGCGUCCAGGAUUGUGCCGAUAGAACAACGCGUUGCAGAUAGUAGAAUGUCUGAUGAGUCUGAAGAGUCUUCUACUGGUCACGCCGAAUACUCGUGGAAACAAGUCGUCAACUUUCUGGACGCCGUGUUGUUUGACGGAGACAAGAGAUCUUAUAGAAAUGGCGGUCAUAACAGUGACACCGGCGGCUCCAUGGACUCCAAGGGAAAAAAGAAGAGCUUUCGGCGCCUCCUGAGUCGCUUCGCCGAGAAGACGUCCAUGGUGGGAGUCCCCUACAUCAACAACGCCAAGCUCUGGUGGGCGAAGCUCAUCUGGUGUUUCCUACUUCUGUGUGCCUUGGGGGCGAUGAGCCUGCACCUGUGGUAUCUCAUAGACCAGUUCUUCUCUUGGCCUACUGUUACCAAGGUGGAACUCGGAUUCUCGGAUCUUCGCUUUCCGCGGAUAACUGUUUGUAACGUGAAUGUGUUACAUAAAGGGAGACUGAACCAUUAUACUGGUGCAGAUAAACUGAAAGAAUUAGUUGAAAAGUUAAAACCUGAAAAUGUUGCACCGAAUCAAUAUAUCCCGGAUUGGGACCCCUAUGGAAAUACCGGAACAACGCCUGGCAACAAAGACCCAACGCAAGGCACUUCGAAUGGUAACCAAAGUCCAACGCAAAGCGCUCCAACUGUUCACCAAGGCCGAACACAAAGCACACACACUGUUAACCAAGGCUCAGCGCAAAGAUCUCCAUCUGGUUACCAAGGGUCAACGCAAAGUGCUCCAAAUGGUAACCAAGGCCACACGCAAAGACAAGGGACGCAUACAGACGUAACUGAAACGUCGCAAAACGAAGCUGUUCCAAACCAGCGUCGUAAGCGGCUUGUGGACACGUACGGGGAUAUUGAUCCAAGCAAGUACAAUCCGAACAAGCCGCCAUCACCGCCACCGCUGCACAACGAGUACGACGGCGAGAAGGACUCACAGGAAGAGAUCGAACUCGCCUUUAGAACACUGUACAUGAACAUCCGCAGAAAUGAACGGGUUCGACUCGGACACAACAUCACCGACAUGUUGCUAAGCUGUACAUUUAACGGCAGGGUCUGUGGUGCUGGGAUGUUCAGACUCCACGGCACUCCCGAGUACGGUAACUGCUGGACAUUGGACAAUGACAAGUUCACCGUUAUGACACCUGGACCGGAAGGAGGUCUGAAACUCGUGUUGUACAUGGAGUCCAUGGAGUACCUACAGGGGAUCACGACCGGUUAUGGAGCCCGCAUACAGGUCCACGAGCCGGGAACCUACCCGUACCCCGUGCACGAGGGAAUGCACGUGCCCGCAUCCAUGGAAACAUCCAUAGGGCUCAAACUGGUCACGGUUGAACGCCUGAACGGUACGUACGGGGACUGCGAGUGGGGCGCGGACUUCGAGGCCAGGUACGGGGUUAGAUACACGAGGCGCUCCUGCUACUCCGCGUGCGUGCUCGAGGAUAUCGUAAGCACGUGUGGUUGCCAUAGCGACGAUGCGGAGUACCUUGCACAGCGCCUCAACGACUCGCUUGAAAGAUGUACAUCCAAAAACGAGACGGCGUGUCAGGCCGCGGUAGAACGUCGCUAUGAGACGAUGGUGUCAGUAUGCGCAUGCCUGAACCCUUGCAACGAGACAGUAUACGUGAAGAGUGUGAGUCAAAGACAGUGGCCCACGGAUGACUACGCAAGAGUACUGCUGCAAGGGGUGUGUGAGAUGGAUUUGACGAAAUGCAAGAACCUGCGGAUGUUGAUAGACGAUAAACGGACUUUAUGUAACAGUUUUCUGAGACUGAACAUCUACUAUGAAGAUUUGAACUACGAGAUGAUAAAGGAGUACCCUGAAAUUGAGUGGCAACAGUUCCUGUCGGACGUUGGUGGCGCCAUUGGUCUGUGGAUCGGCCUUUCCAUUCUAAGUCUCUGCGAGGUCGCACAGCUCCUUGUCGAACUCUGCAACUUUGUCGCCAGCAAGGCCGCCGGGGAGCACCGCCGAUCCCGGAAGCACCGCCGGAAACAGGACCACUCGACAAGCUCUGCUAAUGAUCAACGUAAUAACAGCAACCUUUAUCGGCGUUGAACAGCAUUACAGGUUACACAUGCGCAAAUCGUAUCCUUCUCUGUUCUAAAUGAAGAUUGCAGUGUUUGAUGUCAAUUUUAACCAGAAUCAAGCUACUUUUCAACAUAUCACCAUUCAUGGCUGGAAAGAUAAGGCCAUAACCUUUUGAAAAAUACUAUACAAAUUUCAAUGCAUUGUAACUUUAUAUAUUUAAAUUAGAAAUUACACAUCGGCAUUCAGUGGCACGGAGGCCUCCAGUUUUAGCAGAACCAUGUUCGUUUUGAAGGAACUUCCAUUAAACAAAAAAUCCAUAAAUGCGGAAAGUAUCGUCCCUGAUUAGCCUGUGCAAUCCACGCAGGCUAAUCAAUGAUGAAACUUCACUCACAAACUGUUAGCCCCGUUUUCCCAGAACGAGGCUCAAAUAUAGCUUCAAAUUGAUACCACAACGCCUCAUUUUACCCUAGUUUUUAAAUUCUAUGCAUCAUGCACUCAACCUGGUGCUUAUUAUCAAACUGAUACCAUGUACAAUUUGUGUUCAGGCUGCGCAUUUGUAACCAUAAUCAA